Pongo pygmaeus (Bornean orangutan) is the source of this 16456-nucleotide messenger RNA. It is a transcript of the gene ONECUT2, whose product is annotated as one cut homeobox 2. The record is from RefSeq and is a predicted model, not a curated record. The transcript is spliced from 2 exons. Gene Ontology annotation, biological process: regulation of transcription by RNA polymerase II. Bases 353 to 1858 code for a protein of 501 amino acids. Lineage: Eukaryota; Metazoa; Chordata; Mammalia; Primates; Hominidae. Gene Ontology annotation, molecular function: RNA polymerase II cis-regulatory region sequence-specific DNA binding; DNA-binding transcription factor activity, RNA polymerase II-specific. Gene Ontology annotation, cellular component: nucleus.
AGAGCCCUUCUGGACAGCUCCCGCUCACCCAAACAGAAGACGUCGGCGCCGGAGCGGGCUCGGACAUGGCGAGGCUGCGAGCCGGCCCGAGCGGCGGGGCCCGGUGAUUCCCUCCCUCCCUCCCCGUCCCCUCCCCUCUCCCGCACGCACGCCCCGUCCGCCCCCACCCCGCCCCCACCCCGGGCGAGCCCGCCCGCAGCCCGGGGCGCACACCCGCACGCGCGCUCCCCUCCACUCACUCUCGCACUCCCGCGCCCGCCCCCACUCCCGCGGCCGAGCCCAGCCACGCACACCUUGCCCGCCCGCCGGCCGCCCCCGCCGCCCCUGCCGCCCCCGGGCCCCGAUGGACUGAAUGAAGGCUGCCUACACCGCCUAUCGAUGCCUCACCAAAGACCUAGAAGGCUGCGCCAUGAACCCGGAGCUGACAAUGGAAAGUCUGGGCACUUUGCACGGGCCGGCCGGCGGCGGCAGUGGCGGGGGCGGCGGCGGGGGCGGCGGCGGGGGCCCAGGCCAUGAGCAGGAGCUGCUGGGCAGCCCCAGCCCCCACCACGCGGGCCGCGGCGCCGCUGGCUCGUUGCGGGGCCCUCCGCCGCCUCCAACCGCGCACCAGGAGCUGGGCACGGCGGCUGCGGCUGCAGCGGCGGCGUCGCGCUCGGCCAUGGUCACCAGCAUGGCCUCGAUCCUGGACGGCGGCGACUACCGGCCCGAGCUCUCCAUCCCGCUGCACCACGCCAUGAGCAUGUCCUGCGACUCGUCUCCGCCUGGCAUGGGCAUGAGCAACACCUACACCACGCUGACGCCGCUCCAGCCGCUGCCACCCAUCUCCACCGUAUCUGAUAAGUUCCACCACCCGCACCCGCACCACCAUCCGCACCACCACCACCACCACCACCACCAGCGCCUGUCCGGCAACGUUAGCGGCAGCUUUACCCUCAUGCGCGACGAGCGCGGGCUCCCGGCCAUGAACAACCUCUACAGCCCCUACAAGGAGAUGCCCGGCAUGAGCCAGAGCCUGUCCCCGCUGGCCGCCACGCCGCUGGGCAACGGGCUAGGCGGCCUCCACAACGCGCAGCAGAGUCUGCCCAACUACGGUCCGCCGGGCCACGACAAAAUGCUCAGCCCCAACUUCGAUGCGCACCACACUGCCAUGCUGACCCGCGGUGAGCAACACCUGUCCCGCGGCCUGGGCACCCCUCCUGCGGCCAUGAUGUCGCACCUGAACGGCCUGCAUCACCCGGGCCACACUCAGUCUCACGGGCCGGUGCUGGCACCCAGUCGCGAGCGGCCACCCUCGUCCUCAUCGGGCUCGCAGGUGGCCACAUCGGGCCAGCUGGAAGAAAUCAACACCAAAGAGGUGGCCCAGCGCAUCACAGCGGAGCUGAAGCGCUACAGUAUCCCCCAGGCGAUCUUCGCGCAGAGGGUGCUGUGCCGGUCUCAGGGGACUCUCUCCGACCUGCUCCGGAAUCCAAAACCGUGGAGUAAACUCAAAUCUGGCAGGGAGACCUUCCGCAGGAUGUGGAAGUGGCUUCAGGAGCCCGAGUUCCAGCGCAUGUCCGCCUUACGCCUGGCAGCGUGCAAACGCAAAGAGCAAGAACCAAGCAAAGACAGGAACAAUUCCCAGAAGAAGUCCCGCCUGGUGUUCACUGACCUCCAACGCCGAACACUCUUUGCCAUCUUCAAGGAGAACAAACGCCCGUCGAAGGAGAUGCAGAUCACCAUUUCCCAGCAGCUGGGCCUGGAGCUCACAACCGUCAGCAACUUCUUCAUGAACGCCCGGCGCCGCAGCCUGGAGAAGUGGCAAGAUGAUCUGAGCACAGGAGGCUCCUCGUCCACCUCCAGCACGUGUACCAAAGCAUGAUGGAAGGACUCUCACUUGGGCACGAGUCACCUCCAAAUGAGGACAACAGAUACCAAAAGAAAACAAAGGAAAAAGACACCGGAUUCCUAGCUGGGGCCCUUCACUGGUGAUUUGAAAGCACAAUUCUCUUGCAAAGAAACUUAUAUUCUAGCUGUAAUCAUAGGCCAGGUGUUUUUUUUUUUGUUUUUAAUGGCUACGGAGUCCAAGUGCAAGCUGAAAAAUUAAUCUCUUAGAACCAGACACUGUUCUCUGAGCAUGCUAAGCAUCCCAGAAACCCAAAUGGGGCCUUCCUGGAGUGAGUCAAUUCCAGUAUGGUGUCAACCAAGCUCAGGAUUGCUUAAAAUGUCAUCCGUCCCACUUCAGGUCCUGUCAGCUUCUUGCAGUCAGAGUUCCUAUGAGUAACAAUAGGAGUUUGGCCUAUGUAAGGACUCUGAGUUUAGGCUUCCAAGCUACAACAAUAAGAGAAGAAUCUAGCAACAAGAAUGACCUCAUUUGCUUUCCACAUGCUUAGCCUCAUUAUACCAUGUUAGGUCCAAGUUCACAGCCAUAACAUAAAAUACAUCAGAAUGGUAAUUACUGAGCACAAGUUUUAAAUAUGGACGUUAAAAAAAAAAAAUCCAAGGACCUGUUUUUCCAACCCAGACAUCUUUUCAUUGAAUGAUUUAGAAAGCUUUAAGUUGAUCCAGCUUACAAUUUUUUUUUCUUUACCUCCUGGAAAUCUCAUAUGGUCUUGGAUCCGUCAAAAAAAACCAGUCAGUUCACUUGCGCUCAAAGUAUCAAGCACAACAAAGAUAAACAGAAGUAAGGAAGGUUCCGGGUUCACCACAUCUGGAUUUGCAAGACACCUAUUGUGAAGUCAUUAGGGAAUUGAUGAGAACAUGGCUUCAAGCACAUUUUGCAGUUUGCUACAAAUUCUGUUGUACAUAAUGCAGACGCACACUCAGGAGGCCAAUUUAACUGUUAACGGUGCAUGGAGCGAAUGCAGCAUUUUAAAAGAUCUAGGUUUUUUUAGAUCAUUAAUGUGUCCUUCUUGGUUGAUCAGUCAUCUGGUCCCUCCUACUGUGUGUUAUGACCACCACGUAAUCCAUUCUCACUCUUUCUGAUUUGGGGUUUUUCCUCAUCCAUCCUAUUAGUAGGGAUGUUUUCUGUGUUUUCCAGCAAGAAAAAAAAAUCAAUCAAUCAAACCUGCAUACAUGUUACUCAUGACUGUCAUCUAGUCCUAAAUCUCUUCUGUUGUUGAAUCAUCCUUGCAAAACAGCUGAAUAAAUCUGGAGAAAACACAGCACACCAAAGAAGCAGAAUACUGCAAACCAAAGACAUUUAUGACUUGUCAUUUUCUAGCCUAAAAAUACUGUGAUUACUUUUAGAAAUCAGAAAACCUCUGCAACUCCGAAUGGCAUCCAGCCCUUGCAUUUGGCGCAUCAUCGGGCUGAGCAGACCAGCUACACCAAGGACGUUAGCCAAGCCACCCAGAGGGGUGGCUUUGCCACACCAGUUGUCACCUUCCCAUAGCAAGUGGAAGAGCGCCCAUAGAACUCUGGGAGAUUGCAAAGGUCACAAUGUGCAUAUUUACCAGUGAAUGGCCCCAGGUGGGGCCACAUGGGGGUGUUCAAAGCAAGCCAAACGCUGCAAUGAUUCUUUACAGACACUUGAGACUGACUUUUUUAUGAAUUACUUAAUCGAAACCAAAGAAACUUUUUCUGCACCUACUUCUGCAACAAACAAAACUGUCCCAUUAAAAUGAAUAAAUAAAUCCAUAAAUCAAUGGAAAUCACCACCAAUAAGAAGGAAGCACGCCAGAAAAUAAAUGAAAACAAAAACAGCGAGACACACUGUGUUCAAACCGAUCUCUUGGGACAUUUUUUGGAAGCAGAUUUUAAAGAAAGGGUUGAGACAAAGAUAGAAAUAAGGAAGAGCCUCAGUGGCUGCUGCUUCAUUAGACAACUCAUGUGGUAAUCUUAAAGUUGAAGAUUGUCUUUAAUUUGUGCCUAUGCAGUUUUUCAAAAGAACACGGAACAGAGCAACAGAAACCUCAACAGCUACAAUACCAAAGAUGAGGAUUUCUCACACCUUUUGUUUCAGUUCAUUAUCUCCUCUUGCCUGGCUAAAAUACUAAUAGCGCCAUUGAUCUGUAUAAAGGUAAUCAAUUAUGUUUCUCUGAGCAACAAAAGGAAAGGGCCAUUUAUUUGAUUUUAUUGUUUCCUUUUAAUUUUGUUUUAUGGUUUUUUGCCCCAACAUGGAAUCUCUCAAAAGUUUCCAUGGACUCCAAGUUUAAGAUGUUGGGAUAUUGAACAGUUCUCUCUGCUCAGCAGAGGGUAGGGAAUAACAUUAUCAUUUGAAUGUUCUUUGCUUAACCCUUAGACUUGGUUCCUUCUAUGUUCAGAGUCUCAUCAUCAGGGGAGGGAAAGGGAGUGAGGGUCAGGGAUAGGGGUCUUGGUGAUGCAUCCUCUCCCGAGCCACAGAACCAAAGAGUUUAUAGAGGAAUUUACAACCUCGUUUUCACGUGAUUGCUACAUCCUAACAGGGCUUCAUUUUGGGGUGGGGGGAAACAUGUAAAAAUAAUUGCCAGUUUCUACUUUUCUAUUAGCUUUUUAAAAAUCAGCUGUAAAGUUGCAUUUCUAAAGAAAGAUAUAUAUAAUAUAUAAAAUACAUAUAUAGAUCAACUUGACAUUGGUGAUAACCAAAAUUAUUGCUGUCCAAAUUCAUGUCUAGUUUUGAUCCAGUGCUUCAUUUGUUAAGUAUUCGGUUCAGAAUUUUUCUCAUUUCUCAUGCCAUUCCAGAGUUAAUUUGCCACUGUGGAUGAUUUGAAGUAUUCAGAUCUCUAUGGAAGUUUCUGGGAAAGGUUUAAAGUCAAGAUCAAGCAUUUUAGCAUUUAACCUGUUGAUAAAUGGAUCCAUGGUGUAAAUGAGUUUUAUUUGUAUUCGGAGUCAUCUCUAUUCUAUCCCUCAGCCUCGAUUAAGGUGGUGAGUGAAGUACAUCCAACAGACUCGUCCCAGAACUGGGUCCUGACAGUGGGGUGCUCAUCUUCUGUAACUGUUGGGAAGGCUCGGCGGUCCAUUUUCACCAGUUAAAGAAUAUGAGGCCAGCCCAGAAAUCUGUUCUCCAGGAGCUGCCCUGUCCCAUCUGGGUGUGCCAGACCCCCUCAGUGAGCAGGUCCACCAAAGGGACUUCUCACAGGGGAAGCCCAAUUCCUGUUGCAAUGGGUUGAUAGAUUUCCUCAGGGUGGUAAUUACCAAUUCAUAUUUUGACAAGCCUAUGUGCAACCACAGCUGGCACUGGGGUGGGCAGUGGUGUUGGGUGGGAUGGGGGAGAGUGUCUCAAUCCUGGAGAGAAAAUAUAAAGCAGAUUUUAGGGAUACUCCUGGAGUCCUGCCCCUGGAGAGCCCUAUUGUUGUUCUUUGUGCCCCCUCCUCAUUCCCCCUAUGUGGGUCUCCCUAUGCAGGAGCUGUGAGAGAAUGUGACUCUCCACAAUUUUUAUAAUUCAUCCUGCCUAGGAGAUUGUUCCUUGGCUUUUCCCUUGUGUCCCUUUGUCCCUUGCUCAUACUCCAUGUUUCCUUUGUCAAAGGACUAAGAAAAGAGCAUAUUUCAGCAGAGGAAUGUUCCCAUGUGGGUUGAUUUCAACUUGGGUAUUUCUAAAUGAGUCCUUGUGACAUGUGUCCAGUGGAAAUGGUUGCUCUUUUCCAGACUGGAUUGAGGAAUGGAGCCUGUAUGAUUUGGUUAGUGAUUCUUUGACAUACUAAUCUCAGCAUUUGGGUCUCCAGCGUCCUCUGAAGAUGUCUAGACCAGUAGAGGCUGCCUUUGUGACCGGACAUUACAACAUUGGUCAAACCAGUCCUCUGAUAAUCAGAAGAACAUGUCAUAAUUGUUAAAAAAAAAAAAAAAAGGCAAGAAUUUCUCCCCAAGGAGCUUUAAUAAAUGUCUCAUUCCAGAUAAUGUCAUACCAGAGAGAAGUGCUUGCUUUUAGAAAAUUAUUUACAUACAUAUAUAAAUAUAUAUGUGUAUCUAUACAGUUAUGUGUCAAAAUUUUAAGCCCUGUAGAAUUUCAAUUUGUUAGAAAUCUAACAGAAAAAAAAUUCUAUAUUGAAAGGUAAUAGAAUUUAACCCAGUGAGUUUACUCAAGGAUAUUUAAAUUUAAGUUAAUAAUUUCAGAGAAAAUAACCAUUUGGGUUUGGUUAUAGUUUAGUAUCCAUUACCUCAAUCCAAGGAAAAUUCAAGGCAUUCCUCAGCCAUCAGCAAAAGGGACAGUGUGAAGGAACAGUUCUCAGCCAAAUUUCACAUUCUUGAGGCAACAGAAAUCAAAACACUCAGAGCCAUUGAGUGGAAAAACAAUUUCCUUUAUUCCUUUACACAAAUAGGCUUGCAUUGUUUUUGUUUUAAUGUGAUUUUGGUACUAGGGAUGUAAUUAUUUCAUUUCAGGAAAUAAUAAAGAAAAAAAACAGAGCCAAUACAUUUCUUUUUUUAAAGGAAACAGCAACAACAAUAAAAACUCAACACCAAUAUGUAAAAGCUUUUCCAAAAUGUAAAAGAAGUGUUUAGCUUGCACCAUGCAUAAAGGUGCAGGCUAGUUGAGCCAAGAAGCAUGGCACUUCCUCUGGAGAAAUCCAGAAAGAGUUGCUUCUAAGCUCCCUUUUCCCCCUGCAGGCUCUUGGCAAUUGUAGGCUUUAGAAAAUCCAAAAUAAUUUUCAAUUCAAGCUAAAAUAAAAUCAACAUUUGGAAUGUAAAUGAUACACACACACACACACACACACUUUUCUAAGUCAAACAGCAUAUUUCAAAACCAAAAAUAAAUACCUUUUAGAUAAUCAGUUAUUUUCUUUGUCUAUACUGGGCACCCACCUACUAGUGCCAGUAAAUUCAAGUUGAACAGAUUUUUUAAAUCACUAUUACCUGGGUAUAGGGGGAAACUUCCCCACUUUUGAAAAUGUUGGUAGAAUUAUAGGAAUGUCUGUUUGGUUAUCAUUACCAAACUGUCAUGACAGUAUGCCUUUGUAGUGAACUCGGAUUUUCAGGAGUUUGAAUAGUUGGAUAUUUUAAAAUCUAAGAAGAAAAGGCCUGUUUCCAAUGUUGUUGAAGAAUAAUGGACUCUAUUAAAAAGUGGAGAAAAAGAUGAUACAUAUGGUCAGGGUUGACCACAAGGCCCAGACACAACUACCUUGGUGAUAAUCUUCUAGAUUCGUAACAGGUUAGAGCUGACUUUUUGUUUUUGUUGUUGCUGAUGCUGUGUGAUUCAGACUUCUUAGCCUAACCAGGAAGAGUAAGUGGAAAUGGUGGAUGAAGAAGGGGUAGAGCUGGUGUAUCUAUAACUUUCUGAUAUUUGUCUGCCAAACUUGAUAUAUUAGUAAUUUUCUAUCUUUAGCUAAGACCAAGUCACCCCUGAAACAACAGGAGAUUCUAGUUUUAAAAUAAGGCCACAAAAAUCCUUACUGAAUGAAGAAUGGCACCCCAGUUGGUUGUGUAAGUCUUAUAAGAUAAUGAUGUUGACUUUAAAUAUGGAUGUCUCAAUGCCUGUUUUCUAUCGAUUUGUUUGUUUCCAAGGUCGGGGAGGGAAAGAGGAGAGGGUUUAUCUAUUUUAGAAAGUCUCAGAAUACUUAUAAAAUACAGAAGAAGUUAUUAAAAUAUAUAGGACCUCACAUAGUUAGAUACAGAACUUACCAUUGAGGCUGAUGGGCUGUUGUGUGAAUCACACAGGACCUUAAAUGAGGCUCAUUAUUCUCAGACACCAAAAUGACUCUGACAGCCUGAAGCAGUUUUUGCUAGAGCCCAAGCUUUCCUUAGAGGUUUUGGAGUUAGGUUGAUUGGAAGUAACCAGCUAAUACCUUUUCUAGUGGAGAAAAACACAUUGCUACCAGCUUGUUCAUUCCAUAGAAGUCUUCCACUCUGCUCCAUUUUUAGCAGCAAGCAUUUCAUGUAGCAUAAACCUUGGCAGAUAAGUGUGCCUAAGGCUUAUACAGUCUAUCUGCUUGGAUGUAUACAGAUUUAGAUACAUAUUUUAACAUGUAUUCUCAUAGAUGACUUUAUAACAACACACGUCACCUAUAGGUGUCUAGACUGUGUACAUACAAGUGUGUACAGACAUGCUUCAUACGUAUAUACUGUAAUCCAUUACAACAAAUAAAUUUUAAAUCAUCGUUUAACAUGUAUGUGGUACUUCUACAGUGUACAUUGUUUUCAUUAUUUGUUGUAACAUUGAAAACCAUAGUGCAGGGAAAACAAAAGUAUCCCAGCAUCUUCAUCCUGUACACUUGGAAUUAAUUUCAUCUGGGCAUAUCCAAGAUAAACUCAACUUUCAAGAAAUCUUGUAUAUUAUUUAAUCAUCUGUGUUAGGAUGACAUCUGUGCUUGAUGACUUUGGUUGAAUAGCUUUAUUCUGGAUUUUUCAUAACUGAAGCUAAAUCCAAAGACCUGAAAAAGGACAAAAAGAAAAAAAAAAGAAAAAACAAAGAAAAGGAAGAAAAAAUAGUAAAGUCAAGCGCAAACCACUGGGGAGACAGUGGGCUCUGGUUUCCAGGAUUGAGACAAUGGUACUGUGGUCUUGGGGAGACUGCGUUAGCUAGUGGGGAGUGGUGAUUUUUUUCAUGCUUGUCACAUCUAAAUGGUCUUUAACAUGAGAAAGUUUUAGAGGUUAUAAUUUCCUGCUUUGUUUUUAUUUAGACUAUCAGAAGAAGUUAUACAUGUUGUCAGUCAAAAAAUGAAGACACCCUCUGCCCCACCCCACAGAAUGUUUUUUAUCUUGUCUCUUUGGGUUAUGACCCAACGAGCUAAGUAUCAUUAAUGUAAUUAACUUAUUUAAAUUAGUUUCUAGUAUGUAAAUGUAUAGGAUUUGGGUAAUUAUUUAAUCAUCCUUCCUUAGUUUGAUUCUACUCCUUGUACUUAUUUAUCAAAACCUAGACCAAUGGUGCAUCAGAGAUGCAAAAUUCUACUUGGAAUACUCUUGAAGUUUAGUUUGCUUUAUAAAGCAGUGAAAUUCUGUUACAGACAGGGAAGAAAUACAGGUUACAAAAAGAAAAUUUGGGAUAUUCUUCCCUCUUAAGUUAACUUUUAAAAUAGUCUAAGUAACAAUUAUUAAAUUAUUUAACUUAAGUUCGCAGCCCCACCUGGUACCAGGCGAACUUCAUCUCUUACUUAUUGUGGCCCUCAGAGCCUUCAUAUUGUAACUUAUUUAUUUAACUUAUUCAGCAUCUGUGAAAGGUGCACUGUAUAGUUUAUAUUUUUAAUUUAAAACAACAGAGAGCGCUGCAGUUUGUUCGCUGUCAGAACAACAGAGCAAAUUUUGUGGACAAGCAAUGACUAUUCAGCCUGAACCUGUGCAUUCAGAAAACAUAAGCUGAGACCCUGCUUCACCAGCCUGGAUUUCGGGGCUUCUAUACAGAAACUGGAAAAAUAAAUUUUAAAAAAAUCGUAAACAAAAAGAGAGAAACCCUUACACUAGCUGCUUCCAAGAAUGAACUCUGUGUGUAUGUAAAGCAACAAAACAAAAAAGGAAAAAAACAAAAAGCAGAAAAAAGAAAAAAAAAAAGGAAAAACUUUCUAUUUCUAGUGAGAACCAAAGAAGGCUACCUCACUGACUUUUUCCAUUUGUAAUUUUAAUCGUGUUGAUGACACCAAAGAUACCAAAGAUUUCUUUCUCUGUGCGGUCUGCAUCUUGCUUGUGCUCUUUUAUAAUUUGAACGAUUUUCUCUGACAUAUGGUAUGUACAGCCACAGCUCAGAUACCCCAAAGAAAUAAUUAUCUAUGCGACGGCAGCUGCUAAUUUGGAAAGGGAUAUUUUCUGUGUUUCUCUUAUAUGUUUGCUGUCUGCUCCACAUGUUCAAGAUGCGAGUUCAGAUGCUGCUGUAAUUGGAUUCCUUAAAUUCUGAUUACAAAUUGGGGAAGGAAACUGGUUGGAAAUGGCCUUCAGUCCUAGCCAUGGCCUCUAUCCCUGCUGGGACCUAUCACAGUAAAGAUUGCCAAUUACUGAACCACAGAAGCUCUGACCAUUGAGUAGUUGAGCUGGAAGAGACCUUAGGAAUCAUUUAGUCCAAGCCCUGGUGGCCCGGAGGAAUGAAAUAGUUAUCCAAAUCAAAUAACUCUUGAGAGUGGAAGCCCACACACGCCUCCUAGUUCCUGCCCCAGUGCUCCACCUAUUGUGCAGUGCUACCUCUGCAUGAGAGUGGUCCCACAUUGACAAAUAGGACGGUGGCAAUCCUUUAGCAAUGAGCAGGGACUGGGGUUUAUCUCUUAACAUUUUCAGCUGUAAAAUUAGUCACAAGCAUUUUCAGUGUCCCGUUAGUACAUAGUCACAUAUGGUCGGUUGCUUCGUGAAGGUGGCCUGCCUUGAAACACUAGGGCUCAUAUGGGAUUUUUGCCCUAGGAAAAACAUGUUGAUCCCAACAGUGUGAUCACUUUUGAACCUUUCCAUUACAAAGCAUUGUAUAAAUAACUUUUUAAUUCAAUGGGAGGAGAAAGUUCAUUCUUGGCCUGUUGGCUUUGAUUAUUAUGGGUACUUUAAAGUCAGUAUUUAUCAAGAAAGGGAACUUGACCACCAUUGGCACAUGUGACAUUUCAGCUCUUCAGCCUUUUCCUUUUUAGUUGUAGGUGUUUACAUUUCACUUCUAAGCCAACUCUGUAUUUAUGAGAGAAGUUUAAGCCUUACAUCAUUUGAUACUAAAGGGUUAUUCGUGGUAAAUGAAAAAUGACCCAAAAAUUACCGAGGAAUAUGCCAGUUUAAGAAAUGGCUACUUAAACUUGCUUCUCUCUUUCCUUCUUACUCAUGAAAUUAAUUGGUCUUCUUCAAGUUUCUUUAGAUUCCAUUAAAUGAUUAAAUCACUAUUAAGAGCCAUUCAUCAACGUGAUUUGUGUGUUAGCCAAUGAAUCUGUCUCAGCUUCUGACCAAAUGGGUUUUAGACAAAUGCAAAGAUCUGCCUCUAGUCCAUAUAGCUCUUUUUGAGUGCUAGUAUUUUGCAUUUCACAUAAUGUAGUUAUCUUUGAGCUUGUAAAGAGACCAUUUAGACAAAGAAGCAAAGAGAGGAAGAGACCAAUCAACUCAUCAGUUCCAUGCAUCAACAAAGCAUAGCCAGUACAGGAAUAUAGAUGGCAGAUUGACAAACUGUAGGAAACACUGUUACUCUCUUUCUGAAGUUUUCAAGCACCAUCCUAUGUGAAAGUUCCCUCCUGUCCAAACAAGCUCAAGGCCCAUCUUCUCCCUAUACAAGGCAAAGCUGUAAGGCCUUCCUUCCAAAGAGCACAUUGCUUUGGUUUUCUUCCUAAAUUCCUAUUGGAAUUAGAACUCUCAGAAUGCCUGGGAGACAGAGCAAAGAUGACUUAAUUCAUUGAGCAGCAGAGCUCCCCUAUAAGCGAACAUCACCUUCCCCAUCUUUCCUACUGCCACACCCAUACGAGAGAGGAUCUAGAAAGAGCGAUGGCAGCCUGAACACAGAAAACAUCCCCACUUGGCAGACCCCUCCUCAGCAAUCCCCCCAGCCUCAUGCUUCACUUGCAAAGUGUGACAUAACCACGGGACGAGUGCCUUGCUUGAACCAAAGCAACGAUUUAGCCAGUCUGGACCUCUCUGUGCUUUUUUUAAUUCUUCCUGUGAAUACCUCAGCUUCAACUGGGCCUCCAUACAGUCAGUUGGUGGGCUUAUUGUACUGUGGUGCUUUGCAAUGCAACCCUGCAAAGAACAAGAUUUGUACUAAUACCAAAGGUUCUUUCUCUAUGUCUCCUCCUCUGCCUCCCUCGUUCUUCCCUUUUUUCUAGUUCUUCAUGGUUCCAAAGCUUUACUAUGAACCCGGGCAUGUUGGCAAUGCAGACCGCGCAAUUCCUUACCGAAUUUUCUCAGAUAUACCUCAUAGACAAUAGUGUUUAGAGUAAUGUUAUUAUAGCGUAUGUAAUAAAUUAUUCACUGUUUCUUUUGGUAACUGUGAUUUAAAAAAAGAAAAAAGAAAAAAAAGCUUUAUACGUUUUAGGUUGUGCUUUUGUAAUAGACGAAAAAGGUGCGCUUAAAAAGAAAAUGUAUGUUUUUUUUUUUCCCCUUUGGAUUUUAUUUAUGCUGGAUUGGGGAAAGUUGCAGAAUGAGCCCAAAGUUUACAGUUUCAUAUUUUGCUGAAAAAACAAUCUGUGUUCAUUUGCUCUGUUGAAAAGAAUAAUUAUUUUCUACAUUUGUGCUACUUGGUCUGAACAAUUAAUUGUUCUGUGUUAACAGUGUAGUAUUAUGAUUAGCAACUGCCAAUCAGUGCUAUAAUUUUAUGCAUGAGGCUAAAAAUUUAGCAGUGUGAUGCAUUGUGGUCUUAAUAGCAACGUUUUUCAUUUUGAACUAGAUCUUCCCCUUUGGUUCAAUGGACUUUAUUUAUGCAUGGGCGCUUAUUGUUUGUUAGCAGUUGUGGAACAGUUGUGUAUACAUUAAACUGUGAAAAUGUACACAGUUCAGCCUCAGACGGUGGUAAUAUUGGUUUUAUUGGGAGAUGUGUCACCUCGAAAAUACCCUUUACAUCUGUUGGGAUCUGAAAAUGAGUCACAUUGAAUCGGGUUCCAGCUUUAUAAUGAGAAACGUUAUUCCUAAUUUUUGAGUUAGCCAAUUUGCAUUCCACAAAUUGGGAUCCUCAUAACCCAGAUAUAUCACCAUAUCUGAGAGGGGUUUGAAAGCAAGUAUUGAAAAACUCACCUUUGCAUAUUUAAUUUCCACCAAAAGGAGUUAUUUUGGCUUUAUGUUCAUGAACUUAGACCUAACUGGCCAUGUAUAUGUAGGUGCAAAUUUAUCCAGCUGUGGCCCUCUUUGAUCUCUGCUUGGGAAUGGCUAUUUUUGACUGUGUGUGGUUUCUUCUAGUAUUUUGUGAUCAGGUCAGCUCCCAGUAGAAACUCAAAUGGCAUCAAUAUUACUAAUUCUUCUCUGCCCACUUCUCUUUUGUCCACUCUCCUAGACAUUCCCGCCAACUGUUCCAGUGAUUUGGGCAAAAAUACGCAGCCAUUUCCCAAAACUUCACAUGUGCAGCUAUCAUGGCUGUCCCUCCCUAGACUUGGAGGUGACUCUCACUUAAUUUUUACCUGCCCAACAAUGUUCCAUCUACCGUCUAAAAGGGAAUAUAAGAAGAAGUUUUGAAACCCACUUUAGGAAAACCAUCUUCUUUAAAUCCUUCAAUUAUCUGAGGUCUCUAUAUGUCAAAACUAUUUUUCAGUUUCAGGGGACUGGGCAAACUUGUUCUUUCUUAUACUUGGGUUCAAAGACCCAUUCUCGAGUUUCAUAUUUCCCAAACCAAAAUGCUUGACAUAAAGCCAAAUCAACUGCCAAGCACACUUUAUUUUGCAUAGGAGUAUGCAGCCUAGGGAACCUUGGUUGAAAAGCAGCAGUCUGCUAUGCAAAAUAUUGGAAAUCACUGACAGUAUAGCAUUCAUAUUAUCUGUCAAUGAAGGUAUAUUGGGAACAUGCUUUCGUGAAUAAUAAAAAGCAACAUUUUUAUUUGGCCUUAUAAAUUAGAUUGUGGUAAUGUAAACUUUGAUAUAUAGUCUUUUUAUUUUUCCCUUAUUAAUCUGCCAAAGAUGGGAACAGAUACAAGAAUUUUUCAGAUUGGCUUUUGUAAGACAGUUGAUGAUUAUAAUAGUGUUUAAUCUUCCAGAAAGCUUUAUAUGUUGUUCCACAAUAAAAUUGAUAUUUGUUUCAGCAGUUAUCCUGACACUCACAAACCCACAAACUGUUCCUCUUAAUGCAGAUAUUGUAGAAUCUACAAAGUUCAAAUCCAUUUUUGAUCCAAAGAAAAUAGAGUGGUGUUUGAGACAUGAGUGUACCCAGCCCUUUUUUUUAAUCACAGGCAAUGCAUGGGUCUGGCUGGUUACACUUUGCCAAGAAGACUUGUCUUAUGAAACCCAAGGUAUAUUUUGUUAUGCCAUUUUAUGUCCUUUUUUUUUUUAACAUUGUGGAAAGUGGUAUGUUGAAUCAAGUGUAAGCUGAGUUUUCCAGACAACUGAAGUAGCUACAUCAUGAAUGUUAUUUUGUUAUUAAAGGGUUUUUACUCAAUGCUUUGUGCCAAUGGAUGUCCUUUUCCUAGGAGACACAGAACUAUGAAAUUACCUCAGUUUGGCCUGGUUUUCUCUCCUGCCCUCUUGGGGAAACAUGGGCCUAGCCUGGAAAAAGGCAGGUCAUAGGCUGGAAGGUAGGUUUUGGUACUAGGAGGAAAUCCGUGUAUCUGUCAGCUUUAAAGAGAACUGGGCCAAAAAUCUCUAACCUCACUCUCUCUGGACUCCAACACUUCCCUGCAAUCCUUUGGUCUUGAGUACGUGCCAGCAUGAAGGCAGACUCCAAUUCAUACAUGAAAGGCAAGAAAAAGAAAAUAGUAACCUUGAAUCUUCUGUGGGCCACCAGGCAUUCACCUUUCCCCAACUUGCACUCAACCCAGUCAAGGCUGUUGCAGCCCAUCUGGUGGCUAUACAUGGGACAUUACCAAAGGCUUCUUCCUCCAUCCUGGGGUUGCAAAGGAUCCAGGUCCCCUCCAUCCAGUGGGGCUCUUCCACAUCAGAAGUCCCCUUCCCACCAUCCUCUGCAUCCUGUUUAGCUAUCCCAUCUAUACCUUUUGGAGAUGAUUAUUUAGAAAACAAAGAAAGGCAUGGAAUGGGGUUUCCUAUUGUUUGCUAGGUUAUGUUUUAGCAAUUCUCAAUUCUUUGAACUGGAAAAAUACAAGAGGGAAAAGGAGACCCCACUAUCUCCCUGUGCUUUGCUCCCAUCUCAGGGGGCAGGGGCAGUGCACGUUGCCUAUGCUGUUGAUCUGUCUUGGGGGACAGGCUGAAUCACAGCUAUUGCCCCAGCCAAAAACAUGGCCCAUCAAUGCCUAUUUUAUCUCUGCUUGAAAGUCCUAUUCAAAAAGUUGUAGAGUUUGAGGUUUUUCUCCCCCAUAUCCUUUGCUUUGGUCCAAUUUGGCCUUUAGCAUAAGAGUCAGCUUUAUCUCUAGGAAAGUUUUUUCAAAUUAUGACAAGGAACCUGCCACCUGGGAAGAAAAGAGUCCAAAGACUAUCUAGCAAUCGGAUAGGUAGUCAUACCAUUAACAGAUACUUCCUUGAAGGUAGAGUAUUGUUUCCUUUCUUUACUGUUUUGUGUUACACAAGUCCAAGUGGUGCCAGCAAACUUCUUACCAUGAAAUGUUGUAAAACACCUGGCAUACUGAAAUUUCUGAAACAAAAACACAAGCUUCACAUUGAUGACUUGAUAAAUAACCACUAAAGUUUAGAUGCAGGGACUGAGAUGAUACAGGCAAAAUCUUGGUGUUGGUUUCUCUUUUAAUUCAUAUCUUCAAUCACCUAACCUUCCCUCAAUCCAAGAGCAGUUCAUUCUUUUCUCCCCAGGUCUAGGAUGCCAAAGGGCUUCACAGGAAAAGAUAAUUAGGGAUUGACCAGCAUUUCAAUUAGUUCUCUUCUUCAUCCUUUGCAUUUCUCAAAAGUGUUCUCCUGGACAAGAGAGAAAGAGCCAGUCCAUUUUUUUUCAUUCUUUCUAUUCAAAUUUUUCCACCCAGACAAUACUUUAUUAACACAGAUACUGUAGAUCCUUCCUUGGUCAGUGAAUUAUUACAAGAGGAACUAUCCUUCCACCAAAGUGAGUGAAAACAAGUUCCAGUAUCUUUUCUUCCAUCCAGUUUUGUUCUCAGAAUCCAAGUCAGUCCUGGGUCUUUUCUUUCUUUAGGCCCGGGCCUCAGAUGUGUUUAUUCUUGCUAUUUAAAAAUACCUUUAAAUUUCACAUGCUGGCCUGCAGAACUUGCAUCCUUUGUUCUAUACUGUUGACUGCUUGAUGGUAUUGAAAGGUGACUAUAAUGAGGAAAGAAAGGAGGAGGUAAAGAGAGAAGAAUUUGUCCCAGAUCUGUUUAAAGUUUUAAAAUUAAAAAAGGGACCCAUUAAAUUAUGGGAAAAUGGCUAUAGAGUGUGAGCCUCCUUUGACCAUAUUCUCAAAGACCUUACUCUGCCACCUGCCUUCUAGGUAGCUAUUCUAGAAACUCAGCCCUUUAGUAGAAACCAACUACCUUUUAAAAGUCUCUUUCCAGAUUCCAAAAGGACAAGAGAUCAGAGUCACAUAUACUCCUCUUGUUUUAUUUUCUUGCUUUCACAGGUAUUAUCUCCAAGAAAAUCGUAGGGAAAAACUUUAAACUGUUCUUUUCAGUUGAUCCCUUUGACAUCACCUCUCAUGUUUAAAAUCAGGAAAACACACCCUAAAAUUUGCACUCUCUUCCAUUUUGAAAAAGAAAACCCACACACAAAUCCACACUAUUACCGUCUUUCACCCUGAGCUAUAUUUCCAAAGUGUAUUAUAAUCCAGAUUUUGCCCCAUCUCAAACAUGUUAAGUCAGACUGUGCUGAAAGACUUUCCAGGGACGGUCAACAGGGUAUAUGUUCAGUGGCUGCCCUGAAAUCCUGGUGGGGAUGAGGAUCACACUUCAUCAUCAAGGGGAUGCCCAUCCCCGAUAAGCUCCCAGUCCUUUUGGAAGAUUUCUUUGAAUGUUAAUUGCAUUUUCAGUUUUGCUCAUUUCCUACCCCAAUGUUUUGUCUACAACAUCGCUUACACUGGAUUCUUUCUAUUUUUAUUCCUAUCAUUAAAUGGUAGUGCUGUAAAUUCUGCAAUUAAUGUUAAAUAAACUGCUUUAAUUCAUUGA